Pantherophis guttatus is the source of this 3448-nucleotide messenger RNA. RefSeq names its product opioid receptor delta 1 (gene OPRD1). Gene Ontology annotation, molecular function: neuropeptide binding; G protein-coupled enkephalin receptor activity. Lineage: Eukaryota; Metazoa; Chordata; Lepidosauria; Squamata; Colubridae. Gene Ontology annotation, biological process: G protein-coupled opioid receptor signaling pathway; neuropeptide signaling pathway. The record is from RefSeq and is a predicted model, not a curated record. Gene Ontology annotation, cellular component: plasma membrane; neuron projection.
AUAAUAGCAUCAAUAACUCCCUAAAAACACAUUAGCCAAGGAGACAGCAUUUAAACGAUGGAACCGAGCAAUGGGAAGAAUUUUCUCCACAACAACCCUUAAAGACUGUGAUUGACUGUUCCCUUCCUUUAAUCUGCAUCUUGUACGUUGUUUCCAAUGUCCAAGAGAGAUGUCAGAUUCCCCACACCCAAUCUUUUUUUAAAAUAAGAAAUCACCAUCAUUAGGAGAGCUUGCGAAUUCAGUUUCCUGUGCUCAGCUGCUUGGCAGCCGAUAAAGGAGGGAGGCAGUGUGUUGCUGGGUAUAUACAGAAGAACUGCUAGAAUAGAUGUCAGAUUCCACCGGCUAGUGCAACUGCUUUUGAGAGCUCCUAUUUCUGCCUUGGCUGCCCAGUAUCCCCCUUUCUCUCUGAUUGGAAGUUUUGGGUUUAUUUGAAUGUGCUUUGCAAGGGAAAGAGUGAGCCUAUUCACGAGGAGAAGAGCUGGUUCUUUUCAGCACCACCAAAACGGGACAGCUCCCACGAAGUCUUUGGACUGCAACCCUUCUGAUCCUUUUGUCCUACCACUAACUGGACUCUGGAGCCACCUGGUAUCAUGGAGCUGUCCACCAUCCCCGGUGCUGAAAUAUUUUACAACAGCACCUUGCAGGACUUUAGCUCAAGUUCUCUCACAACUUCUAAUGCCACAAAUCAAUUGCCAAUGAAAAAUACUACUUCAAUCAUCAUAGCUAUUGCUAUCACCGCCCUGUAUUCCGUCGUAUGUGUGGUGGGACUUUUGGGGAACAUCCUGGUAAUGUACGGCAUUGUCAGAUACACCAAGUUGAAAACUGCCACCAACAUCUAUAUCUUCAAUUUAGCCCUGGCAGAUGCCUUGGCCACCAGUACUCUGCCCUUCCAGAGUGCUAAGUAUCUGAUGGAGACCUGGCCAUUUGGGGAACUGCUUUGCAAAGUCGUCCUCUCCAUAGACUACUACAAUAUGUUUACCAGCAUCUUCACCCUGACGAUGAUGAGCGUAGACCGGUACAUUGCCGUCUGCCACCCGGUCAAGGCCUUGGAUUUCCGGACCCCGGCUAAAGCGAAGUUAAUCAAUGUUUGCAUCUGGGUUCUCUCCUCUGUGGUUGGAGUGCCUAUCAUGGUCAUGGCUGUCACUAAAUCUCAAGGUGGCAUUACAAUCUGUCUCCUUCAGUUUCCUGAACCUCAAAUAUACUGGGAUACGGUUACCAAGAUCUGUGUUUUUAUCUUUGCUUUCUUGGUUCCCAUCUUGGUCAUCACCGUCUGCUACGGGCUCAUGAUUCUCCGCCUGAAGAAUGUCCGUCUCCUCUCAGGUUCCAAGGAGAAGGACCGCAAUUUGCGCCGUAUUACGCGCAUGGUGCUCAUUGUGGUAGCAGCCUUCAUCAUCUGCUGGACUCCCAUCCAGAUCUUUGUCAUUGUUUGGACUCUGGUUGGCAUUGACAAGAAGAACCCUUAUGUCAUGGCCAGCCUGCAUUUUUGUAUCGCCCUGGGCUACACCAACAGCAGCCUCAACCCUGUCCUGUAUGCUUUCUUGGAUGAGAACUUCAAGAGAUGUUUUAGAGAGUUCUGCCUCCCGUUCCGAUCACGGAUGGAGCAGAACAGUUUUAGCCGGGCUCGGAAUAGCACCCGAGAACGUGUUUCUACCUGCACUCCAUCAGAAGUCCUUCAUAAGUCAGCAUGACUAGACAUGGACAGCCACAAAAGAGGUUUCAGCAGAGGAAGCCAAGGGGAAGAACUGCACUCUGAAAUUACCCAGGUCACCACCACAGAAUUCUAGCCUGAACCUGAUGCAGGAACCAUUCAGGAAAAGGCACCACCACAAAUCUGGUGAACCUUUCAGAGUUCUUUAGGACAUCACUCUCCAAGCUGAUGCACUGGGACUACAGUUCUCCAAAUUCUUAUUAAGCACUUCCAAACACACCUGGAGGACCACAUAUUUGGGGAAAGACACACUAGGGUUCCCCCCCCCCAUUCGACCUAUGACAAGCCCAAUUUCCGUUCUGCAAAAUGGUCUCCAUUUGUCAAUUGUUAUAUGGCUGCGAAUUUCUUAAAUUAAAAAAAAAAAUCUUUACAUUUUUUUGAGUGAAGUCUCAAAGAGGCAUUCAAUGAAUGCUGUGUAUGCGUGCCCAUGUGUACAUAUACAUUUUUGGAUUUCUGAAAUCAAAUGCCUUCAAAUGGUUUGAAGAACUCACAGCAUCCGUUCCUGCUUCACCGAAGAUAUUUUUACUUUGGCUUUACCAAUUAGUGUCUCGUUGAUGGCUUCUUCCUCCCUUCUCUCACCAGUUACAUGCAUUUGACAAGCCAGUAUCAAAUCCUCUUUCACAGUUGCGAUGGUUCAAUGGAAGCAUCCCAAAGUAGCUGAAUGGGAUGUUUUAAGAAGCCAUGCAUUUGUAAACCAAACUUUCCAAUGGCUACGAAAUUUAGUUAUCCAUUCAGAGAAAGAAAGAAUAGCCUUUGAUUUGUAAAGUUGGAGCACUCAAAUCUCGGCCUCUGUAGCAACCAGGAAAGCAAUGAACCGAAGAUACAAAAUUCUGCCAUUAGUGACUUAAUCUCUAUGUAAUCGGUGUUAUUUGGCAGUGCAGGUUAGAUUCUUGUGGAUGCCAUGCCUCAUUCAGUGGUGUCCCUUCUAUAUUGCUUCUCAAAAGGUCAGGAAAAGAAGGAAACCAGGGUUCCAUAUCAAGAGUGGGUUUCCUGGUUCCAGAGAACUAUGAACUCUAGAUGGAAAGAGAUUGAACAUUGGAAACCAACAAAAAAACAUUUCCCCACGAUCCAUGGCAAGUUUCCUCCUUGCAGAGUCUCAGUUUCUUCAAUGUUCCACACCGUCAGAAAGCAACAUAGUGGAGACUACAAAUUCAAACCAGGGUCUUGAGCAGUACGAAACCCUUCCUUAUAAACAUGUCUUAGGUGUUUUCCUGACUGUUCUGUUGUACGUACCUCCAAAAGCCUCUGCAACAUGUUGGUACCUCUGCUCAGGAACUCUAUCAUGGAAUGAGGGUGUAACUUGAUUGUUCUUCACUGUAGAUAUGAACCUGUGAUCAGUACUCCGGUGUUGCUCAGAAGGCAGCUCCUUGGGCCUUAGGCAACUGAGAUUGCAUGAGGCAGAGCUGAAAGUAUUGCAGAUGAACUUGUGUUCUGCUUGGCAACAAAUGAAAGCAUUGUAUUGGCCCCUGUGAAAACAGAAUGCUGGACUACGUAGGCAUUAAGUCUGGUCCAGCAGACUUACAUUCUUAGAUUGCUUAAGUGUUGGAUGUUCAGCUACUUCUGUAUUGCUAUAAUUGCCUUACCCUCGUAGAAGCUGCAAAUCAGGUGGCCCUUUGCAUUCCCCAUACAAUCUCUAAUUCAUUUAGAGCUUGUUGUCUGAAAAAGGCAUUGAUGUGAAAUCAUUUUGUCAAGUUAAGGAGGAUUCCUAUUUCAGUGGCUCAAUAAAUUGCAGUCAAUGAA